Messenger RNA from Thalassophryne amazonica, 1623 nucleotides. Its product is annotated as CXXC-type zinc finger protein 5-like. Gene Ontology annotation, molecular function: methyl-CpG binding; zinc ion binding. The transcript has 2 exons. Gene Ontology annotation, cellular component: nucleus. The record is from RefSeq and is a predicted model, not a curated record. The coding region runs from base 388 to 1266 and encodes 292 amino acids. Lineage: Eukaryota; Metazoa; Chordata; Actinopteri; Batrachoidiformes; Batrachoididae.
UAUAAUCUGACAGCGUGCUGAGAUGUUGGCGUGGAUUUUUCUCGACCCGCUUGAGUCCACUUCGCAUUUUGAGCGACGCCCCCAAAUUCCGUGCAGGGUGUUUGCAGACCCUCCGGGACGGAGAGGUGGAGGAGGAAUCGGCAGCUCCGCCGUCCGUGAACGCCACAAUCACCACGCCAUUCCUUAAUGACUUCAUAGCGUCUGUGACAGGACGGUUCGGGCUGAUUUUGGGAGCUCUCCAGGACUGCCAGGCGGCUGCAGAGAAUGGGAAUAGGGACACAGGCCAAGGCUUGCCGUUUUGGCUGAGGUAACAGCAGGACGCCUGUCAGCCCCACAUCAGCUUCAGUCCCUGUAUUUGUCUUCACGCAGACACACGCACACACUGCUAUGUCCACCGCCGUAGACAUCACCGGCUCUUCCUCUCCGGAUCAGGCCCACAGCAGUGCGAAAAUCCCAAACGAGCCACUGAGACCGAGCCUGAAGCACUCCAGCCACCCUUACAGCCUCUCCCACUACAUCUCCGCCCCGUCCCCAGCCGUGGACGUCAAAGGGCUGAUCCAGCCUUCAAUGGCAGAGCAGCAGGCCGUUCAGCCCGGCCACGCGAAGCCACGCCGGGCACCUUCUUGGCCUGACAUGUGGGAGUCACCCAGCGGGCUCCACCUGGCCCACGCCGCAGAGCUGCUGAUGCGCGCCGGGCUCCUGGCUCUGACCCCAGCCGCCACAGAACAGGCUGGGCUCGUCGCGCAGAGCAGCCAGCUGGCUAAGAGCGAGGCUGCAGAGGCGACGAAGGCGGGGAAGGCAGACCGGGCGGGUGGUGGCUCGGGGCCUGACGAGGAGGAAGAGGACUCCUCUGGGUGCGGGACUGAUUUCCAACCCUUCCUGGGAGCCUGGUUCCCCUUCAGCCCGGCUCUGUUUCCACUGGCAGGUUUCCAGAUUGGGGGAGGCCACUGGAGGAGUGCGGCGGUGGGAGCCGAGGGCAUAGAGGGGCUGGUGGCCGAGGGCUACUCUCCCGCUUCUCUGGGCGGGAGCAGCGGCGGGAGGAGGAAGAGAAAACGGUGUGGCGAGUGCGUGCCGUGUCGGCGUCAAACGAACUGCGAACAGUGCAGCAGCUGCCGCAACCGCAAGAGAGGACACCAGAUCUGUAAAUACAGGAAGUGCGAGGAGCUGAAGAGGAAGCCGGGGGGCCCCGGGUUCGAGGGCAGAGUGCCUACAAACUUUACUCUGGGUCUGGCACAGGAGAGGAACAACGGAGCCUUGGAUGGAUAGUGACGUGUGACAUCAGCAUUUGUCAGAGGAUUCUGGUUGAAUGAUUGUUGAAGAGCUGCAGUGUCACAAAAUAAACAAACAAACAGGACGUCUGGUUAACAGAGCCAUAAAAAACAAACAACAAAACAAAACACCAGACCUGCAGUUCGGCUUCAGAAUGUUCACACUCAUCCUUUCUUUUGACAAUCAGUGAAUCAGAGACCAGAGAAAGAAGGAUCCGUGUGUCCGUGUUCAAACGGUGACAGAAAUGCUGUAAAUAGACUGUAAAUAUCUGGGAAAAAAAAAAAAACAUUGUCUUUUUUACAUCCCUUUCCAGUUUGGAUGUACUGUGUUUCAACAUUUAAGGAGAGGAAAGAA